AUGGAUUCCUCCUUAGCAUACAUUGUAACACUUGCAGUGAUCCCAGUUUCAAUUGCCUUCAUUUUCUUGAUCCGCAAACGAAAUUCGAGCAGCUUGACGCUUCCUCCAGGAACGUCAGGGUGGCCAAUGGUGGGAGAAAGUUUGCAGUUUGCUUUAUUAGGCCCCCAGAAGUUUGUAAAAGAUAGAAUGAAGAAAUAUUCACCAGACGUGUUUCAGACGUCCCUGAUGGGAGAAAAAAUGGCUAUUUUCUGUGGUGCACAAGGCAACAAGUUUCUAUUCACAAACGAGAACAAACUUCUAACCUCAUGGUGGCCUCAGUCCAUGAAAAAAGCUCUGCUUUUCCCUGAAUUUGUUGAGGAUUCUUUAAAGGAAGUAUCAGCUCUGAAGCGUAGUUUCAUGCAUGAUAUUCUCAAGCCUGAAGCUCUGAAGCAAUACAUUCCAGUCAUGGAUGCACUCGCUCGGGAACAUAUCGAACAAGAAUGGGCUCCUCACAAGGAAGUUAAAGUCUUCCCUUUGUCAAAAAAAUACACAUUUGAUUUAGCCUGUCGCUUGUUUUUGAGCGUUAUGGAUCCUGAGCACAUCAAGAAACUGGCUGAUCCUUUCCAUCUGGUUACCAAUGGGAUGUUCUCUGUCCCUAUUGAUCUCCCUGGAACAGCUUACAAUGGAGCUAUCAAAGGUGGAAAAAUGGUCCGUGAAGAGCUGUUGAGGGUCAUCAGGGAGAGGAGAAAGGAGCUGAUGGAGAAUAAAGAAACUGCAGCAGCAUGCAAGGACCUUCUGUCGAGAAUGCUACUUGUCACAGAUGAAGAUGGACAAUAUUUGAGUGAAAUGGAAAUCUCCAACAACAUCAUAGGCUUGUUGGUAGCAAGCUAUGAAACUACAAGCACUGCAGUCACCUUUGUGUUGAAGCACCUUGCUGAGCUUCCCCACAUUUACAGAGAGGUUCUCAGAGAACAAAUGGAGAUUGCAAAGACAAAAGGUCCAGACGAUUUGUUGACUUGGGAGGACAUUGAGAAGAUGAAAUAUUCAUGGACUGUAGCCCGUGAAUCCCUGAGGGUGACGCCGCCAGCUCAGGGAGCUUUCAGGGAAUCUGUUGCUGACUUCACUUAUGCCGGUUUUACGAUUCCAAAAGGAUGGAAGACGUUUUGGACAGUGCACACAACUCACAAAAAUCCCAAGUACUUCCCCGAGCCCGAGAAGUUCGAUCCUUCAAGAUUUGAGGGAAGUGGACCUGCUCCUUACACUUUUGUUCCUUUCGGAGGAGGACCUCGAAUGUGUCCUGGAAAGGAAUAUGCUCGGCUAGAAGUUUUGGUUUUCAUGUACAGAAUCGUGACCCAAUUUCAACUGAAAAAGGCAAUUCCAAAUGAGAAGAUAGUGUACCAUGCAUCUCCUGUGCCCGCGAAUGGGCUUCCCGUCCUUCUCCAGCCUCAUGGGAAAUAG
Coffea eugenioides is the source of this 1437-nucleotide messenger RNA. Its product is annotated as beta-amyrin 28-monooxygenase-like. Gene Ontology annotation, biological process: sterol metabolic process. The record is from RefSeq and is a predicted model, not a curated record. The transcript has 3 exons. The coding region runs from base 1 to 1437 and encodes 478 amino acids. Lineage: Eukaryota; Viridiplantae; Streptophyta; Magnoliopsida; Gentianales; Rubiaceae. Gene Ontology annotation, molecular function: heme binding; monooxygenase activity; oxidoreductase activity, acting on paired donors, with incorporation or reduction of molecular oxygen.